This is a messenger RNA of Beauveria bassiana ARSEF 2860, 684 nucleotides long. RefSeq lists its product as uncharacterized. Lineage: Eukaryota; Fungi; Ascomycota; Sordariomycetes; Hypocreales; Cordycipitaceae. Bases 1 to 684 code for a protein of 227 amino acids. The transcript has 3 exons. The record is from RefSeq and is a predicted model, not a curated record.
AUGGCUGCCGAGCACCUAUCAGGCGUCCGGGGCAUCCGCUCCCUCACAGACCAAGACGCUGUAUUCCGUGCCUUUGACUCGUAUCCUUGGACCAAGGAUAAGGCAUUUAUGUCCGGCCUUCACGCCAUCCUCGGCGACCCCAACUCGCCAAACCAACAAAGCUCGCCCGCUGACAUGGCCGUUCACGCCCGCAUCUUUUACUAUUCCCAGCGUGUCGGCGUCGGCAUUGACUUUGCCGCCUAUCAGGCUUGGCUCGCCGCGAACCCGGACCACGCCCCGCCUAGCAUACUUCCACCAGAGUAUCUGACCGGCAGCAGCAACGGCGGGCCGGCGGUGUCGCCGGUGCUUGAAUGGCAAAAGGCUGCUCCCAAGGCGGAGUUGUACGUUGAUCGCGCCGCUGCCGCCGCCGCUGCCGGAGACCAGCCGGCGUAUCCAAUGGCCUUUGCCGAGAUGAUCAAGCUGCUCCAGGAGGGCAAGGAGGUGCCCGGUAUCCGUCAGAUACCAAAUACCGUCAUCAGAGACCCAACUGUCAAACCCAUGGGAGCUCGUACAGCACCUCGCAAGCCAUGGGAAAAGAAUGACGCUACUUCCUCUGAUGAUUCUUAUAGGUUAGCUACUCUGGACACGGAUUUUCCUCCAGUCGAGCCAGCAAUUUCCGAGCAACAUCGAGCAGAAGCUGCUUAG